This is a messenger RNA of Euleptes europaea (tarantolino), 3916 nucleotides long. RefSeq names its product insulin like growth factor 2 mRNA binding protein 3 (gene IGF2BP3). Bases 10 to 1764 code for a protein of 584 amino acids. Gene Ontology annotation, cellular component: cytosol; cytoplasm; nucleus. The transcript is spliced from 15 exons. Gene Ontology annotation, molecular function: mRNA 3'-UTR binding. NCBI's taxonomy places the organism in Eukaryota, Metazoa, Chordata, Lepidosauria, Squamata, Sphaerodactylidae. The record is from RefSeq and is a predicted model, not a curated record. Gene Ontology annotation, biological process: regulation of gene expression; nervous system development.
AUUAAGAAGAUGAAUAAGCUGUACAUCGGGAACCUGGGCGAAAACGUGAGCCCCCAGGACCUGGAAAGUCUCUUUAAAGAGUCCAAGAUCCCCUUCACCGGCCAGUUUCUGGUGAAGACGGGAUACGCGUUCGUAGAUUGCCCCGAUGAGAACUGGGCGAUGAAGGCUAUCGAGGCACUUUCAGGUAAAGUUGAACUGCAUGGUAAACUCAUAGAAGUUGAGCAUUCAGUUCCCAAAAGACAAAGAAGUCGAAAACUUCAGAUCAGAAAUAUCCCGCCACACUUGCAGUGGGAGGUGCUGGACAGUUUGCUAGCACAGUACGGUACAGUGGAGAAUUGUGAGCAAGUGAAUACUGACACAGAGACUGCAGUAGUAAAUGUAACAUAUGCCAAUAAGGACCAGGCCAGGCAAGCAAUAGAAAAACUAAAUGGAUACCAGCUUGAAAAUUACUCAUUAAAAGUGGCAUAUAUUCCGGAUGAGAUGGCGGUGCAGCCACCUCCUCAGCAGCACCCGCAGGGGAGACGUGGCUUUGGGCAGAGAGGUCCGCCUCGGCAAGGCUCCCCUGGCGCAGCCACACGGCAGAAACCACAGUCUGAUGUUCCGUUACGGAUGCUGGUUCCCACCCAGUUUGUAGGAGCCAUUAUUGGAAAAGAAGGCGCCACCAUCAGAAACAUCACCAAACAGACACAAUCGAAAAUUGAUAUUCAUCGGAAAGAAAAUGCAGGUGCUGCUGAAAAACCAAUUACUAUUCACUCUACUCCAGAAGGGUGUUCAACAGCUUGUAAAAUUAUCAUGGAGAUAAUGCAGAAGGAAGCGCAAGAUACUAAAUUUACAGAAGAAAUUCCCUUGAAGAUACUAGCACAUAACAAUUUUGUUGGCCGGCUCAUUGGCAAAGAAGGACGGAAUUUGAAGAAAAUCGAACAGGACACAGACACUAAAAUCACAAUAUCUCCAUUGCAGGAUUUGACACUCUAUAACCCAGAGAGGACCAUUACAGUUAAAGGCAGUAUUGAAACUUGUGCCAAGGCUGAGGAAGAAAUAAUGAAGAAAAUCAGGGAGUCCUAUGAAAAUGAUAUUGCUGCUAUGAAUCUUCAAGCACAUUUAAUUCCAGGAUUAAAUCUGAAUGCUUUGGGUCUGUUCCCACCUUCCUCUUCAGGGAUACCUCCUCCUACAGUGGGGGUUGCUUCAGCUGCUGCCGCCUCUUCAUACCCUCCAUUUGGGCAACAGCCCGAGUCUGAGACUGUUCAUCUCUUCAUCCCAGCCUUGGCAGUGGGGGCUAUUAUUGGCAAGCAGGGGCAGCACAUCAAACAACUUUCUCGUUUUGCAGGUGCAUCUAUAAAGAUUGCACCCGCUGAAGGACCAGAUGCUAAACUAAGAAUGGUGAUAAUCACGGGACCACCAGAGGCACAGUUCAAGGCUCAAGGAAGAAUCUAUGGGAAACUUAAAGAAGAAAAUUUCUUCGGGCCUAAAGAAGAAGUGAAACUAGAAGCUCAUAUAAAAGUACCAUCUUACGCUGCUGGUAGAGUUAUUGGUAAAGGAGGCAAAACGGUAAAUGAGCUUCAGAAUUUGACAAGUGCAGAAGUCGUUGUUCCUCGUGACCAGACACCUGAUGAAAAUGAUCAGGUGGUUGUGAAAAUUACUGGCCAUUUCUAUGCAUGCCAGCUUGCCCAGAGGAAAAUUCAGGAAAUACUGGCUCAGGUAAGGAGGCAGCAACAGCAGCAAAAGACAGCGCAAAGUGGAUCAGCUCAGCAAAGACGAAAAUAAAGGCUUAGGAAAAGACCCUUCGGAGACAGAUGCCAGACCAAAGAGAGACUGUUAUGGACAGGUUCUGGGCACCUGUUUGGAGUUGUAUGCAGAAGUUUCACCAAGCCAGUCACUUGUCUGAGGACCAGGCCACACUUGGCAUGCUGUCUCUGAGAAUGUAUCCUUUAGGCUCUCUUACUUUUGAAACCCAGCUUUAAACUACGGACCCCUUCACUUCCCUUUUUGUUCUAUUCUCACAGUUCAACAUAAACUUGAUAGUCUUCUUUUUAUUGUUCUUACUAUUCCCCAGUAAUUUUAGAACUUGGUUUAAUGAAGCUUUCUCUUUUGAGUUCACUGAAUUUAAAAAAAAAAAGGAAAGAAAAGGCAUUGCUCAUCUAGGUCUGCUUGUAAAGAAGAAAAAGACAAUUUGAAGGGUGGGAUUCUGGGAGGGUUUGGGUUUAGAACAAGGGCAUUGACAAAGAGGUUAAGUGUUACUCCCACUGUUAACCAAGUGGCAUUUCUUUUAAAACAUUUGGUUGCAUUUUUACAUAACACUGCCAUGUAUAAACUAAGGGAAGUGUUGAAUGGUGUUGGCCAGGGCAUGAAAAGAUAAAUAUGCAUUUUACUAAACUACCUCAGGCAUUUAAUACCUCAAAUAAGAAAUUGUUCCUUUUUUUUGCUUUUUUUUCUUUUGGGUAUUUUGUAUACUUUAUAAAGCUAAUAGUUCUUGAGCAUUUUAUUUUUUUAAAAAAAGUAAAAUUUGAUCAGCCAGCAGCUAGAGGUACUACAGAACUUAUGGGGAGGGGGGGGAAAUAUAGUAGAUUGCUUCUAGCUGCUGGUUGACGGGAGUGAGAUGGAAAAAAUAUAGUCUCAGAUUGUAUCUGAGGGUUUCAACACAAUCAUUUGUUUGGGGGAGGGGGGAGUUAGUGAAUGUUCAAAUGAUACCUAAACAAAUGCCAACAUUCUAAAAGCAGCAAUGCCAUGGUUUUUCUUUUAGGACGGGAUGAAAAAGUUUGUGAUGGUACUUUGUUGGGAACAGAACAAGGAAGUGAUGGCAAGAGGCUGGGACUUGGGGGUAAAUUUUAGAAAGUCUUCUGCAGACUGGAAAAAAAUUCCCCCCCCUUGUACUACUUGAUUGAAUGCAUGAACCCUUUGUGCCUUUGACCAUCACUACCUACCUACUAAUGCUACAUUAAAACAUUUGCUGCCCAUUUGUACUUUGCUGUUCUGUUUCAAAGAGCAAGCUUCAUCUUCAGUUUUGUAGGACGUUUGAUCUUCUAGAGCAGUUGAGAGACCUGGUUUCUCUGCUCUCUAGCAAAUUGCUUCAUACUGUUUUCGAUUACCACAAUAGAGGGGAGGGGAAAAGAGAUCAAACAAUGUUUGGUCACAUUUAAAAGUAAUGAAAGGCUAAGUUUACAUAUCCAGCCUCUACUAAGGGCCACAAGCCACUUCGAAGGUUUCUCUCUCUCUUUUUUUUAAAAAAAUGAAUUAAUACAACCUGAAGCUUGGCUUUCAAAAUAGAUACAGCAGGAUUUAUGCACAUUCUGCAACUAACCCCAUGACAGGAGGAAGAGAACUUAUCAAAAGGCAGGGAUCACAGGAAAUUUACCAAAUUUAUUUUUUUUAAUUUCAGAAUGUAAUUUGAAUCAUGAUUGUGGUAAUAUGCAUUCAAGUUUCUACAAUAAACUUCAGUCUACCUCAGUUUUAACAAUGUGGCAACACAUGGUGCAUAAAGACUGCUGUGCGUGUGCACGCCUGCCCGUGUGCACGAGCCAUGCUAUUACCUCGGACCCUUUUGUUUGUGAUGUUUCUGUGCAUGAGAAGAUUGGAAUUGCUACGCUGCACUGAUUUGAGGGGCACAAUUAGCAAAAACAAAAUUUUGUUUCACCAUUUUGUUGAUCUACCUCUUAGAUUGAUAUUAAAAUAGAGGCAUUUCUACAUAGAAUAGAUCAUUUUCCCAAAGAUCAUUGUUUGUACAGGUUAGAUAACUUUUGAAAAAUGGUCUGGUGUUUUUUAUUUCAUCUUUUCUUUACUAAUUGGUUUAUAAACCACAAAUUUAUGUUGUAGUUUAGCAGAAGGAAAAAAUGGAAGGGGUUUUUUUUGUUCUUGGACAGUACUUUUACCUAAUCUUUAGGAGACUUUUUUUCUUACAAUGAAUUUACAAUUACUGAAG